AGGCAAAAUGAUUGAAGAAUAUACAGCUUCUGAACAAAGUGCAAGUGAAGAAGGUGAUUUAAAAGAGUUCCCGUCAUCACAGAGUGAAGUUUCAGUUGAAAGUGAAGAUAUCACAACAGAAUCUGAAGGAUCGAUGGGGGUUGACAUUGCAACAAGCUCAUUCCUGUCACAACCAUUAGAUGCUAGACUUAGCCCAGAGCAAGUAAAGGAAAUACCUGGUGAUGAAGGGGUUGAAGCAGAAACUGGCCAAAUUGUUUUGGAACUUGAAACAGCUUCAUUGGAUAAACCUGAAGUCCAGGUUGGAGAACAGGAUAUCACAUACACUACCGAGUUUUCACAAGAGAUCAUUGGUGGAUUGGAUCAAUCUCAACUUGUUCCAGGGGAAAUAACUUUAACAUUUGAUACAGCUGCAAUGGAGCAACAAAAGGAAACUCUUAUACCAGUGCAGAGCAUCACCGAAAAACAGGAAGAAACACUGACGGUUCAGGUUACUGAGAAACCAACUUCUUUGGAUGAUCUUUCUGAGGAACAAAAACAAUUAGUAGAAGCUUUCCUUGAGGUGAGACCAGAGACCAAGAUUGAACCACAAAGCACAACAAUGGAAAUUGAGGUCACAAAAGAUGAACCUGAAACACAACCAAGCAGUUCAGUUGAUCUCACCGAAGAACAAAAGGAAUUGGUUGAGGCAUUCUUAGAAAUCAGACCUGAAACAAAAUCCAUUCAACAGACUGAAACUAUUGAGCUUGAAAUCACUCAAGAUGAAAUAACACAGAAGCCUUCUAGUCUAGCAGACCUGACUGAAGACCAAAAACAACUUGUAGAGGCCUUCCUUGAAGUCCAACCAGAGACUCAAAUUCAGCCAUCAUUAGAGACCUUCAGAGUUGAGGUAAUUCAGGACAAAGUUCUCACUAAAUCUAUAACAUUAGAUGAACUUCCCAAGGAGCAGAGAACCUUAGUCGAGGCUUUUAUACAGGUCAGACCAGAACUACAAAUUGGACAACAAAUCGAAACUACAGAACUAGAAGUAGCACAACGAGGAACAGAAAUAAGGGCUAAGUCACCAGAGGAGAUAAAGGAGGUGAGACAACAACUUGUUCAAUCUUUCCUGGAAGUCAAACCUGAGACACAAGUGCAACAACAGGCAAUUCAAUUACAUGUAGAUACUGCCAAGGGCCUCAUGACUAUUGAACAGACAACAGUUCCUUUUGAAAAGGUUCCUGAUCAGGAAUUAUCCACAAUUGAGAUUGAAACCCAACCAGAGGUAGGGGAAGCCCCUCAAUUCACCAAUACAUUAGAGAGCCAAGUAGUCAUUGAAGGAAGUCAACUACAUCUUGAAUGUAAAGUAACUGGAACUCCAAGACCAGAGGUUUCAUGGCUUGUUGAUGAUGAACUUAUUGAAGACACAGCUACUUACAAAAUGGUAUAUACUGAAGACCGUACAUGUGCCUUGACAAUCGAGGAGACCUUUCUUGAAGAUGAAGGCGAAUACAUGUGCAAGGCUGUUAAUGAAUUUGGUGAAGCCACAACAUCUGCAGAUGUUUCAAUUGGUACAGAACAAUCAACACCUGAUAUAUUUAGAAUUGAGGUAAUUGAAGAUAAUAUUGUUACAAAGUCUGUCACAAUGGAGGAACUGACUGAGGAACAAAGAAACUUGGUUAAAGCUUUCAUCCAGGAAAGACCAACAAUCCAGGUUGGAGAGCAAAGUGAAAUUCUAGAAUUAGAAACUGCACAAGAAAGACAUCAAACUAAACCUAAAACAUUGUCUGAAUUACAGGAAUCUCAGAAACAAUUAGUAGAGGCCUUCCUAGAAUUUAAACCUGAAGUUCAAGUUAAGCAGCAAGAAAUCCAGCUGCGAGUUGAUACUGCUAAGGGACUUAUGACAAUUGAGCGCACAACAGUUCCAUUUGAAGAAGUUCCCGAACACCAUAUCUCUACUGUUGAAAUUGAAACAAGACCUGAAACGCUUGUCCAACCAUCUUUGGAAUCAUUCAAAGUUGAGGUUAUUCAAGACAAGGUAUUGACAAAAUCUGUAACUAUUGAUGAAUUAUCAGAGGAACAAAGGCAUUUAGUUGAAGCUUUUAUACAAGUGAGACCCACUGUCAAAAUUGGAGAACAGACAGAGGCUGUUGAACUUGAGGAAACAAAAGAAGGAUUUGAAAUGAGAGCCAAAUCUCCUGAAGAAAUGCAAGAAGUUCAAAAACAACUUGUUCAAUCAUUCUUGGAACUCAAACCAGAGGCACAAGUGCAACAACAGGAGAUACAAUUACAUGUUGAUACAGCCAAGGGGCUUAUGGUUAUUGAACAAACAACUGUCCCAUUUGAACAUAUAACUCAACAGCUAUCAACUGUUGAUAUUGAAACUAGACUCGAAACUCAGGUUCAACCCUCAACUGAAACAUUCAGAGUUGAAGUUAUUGAAGACAAGGUUGUCACAAAAUCUUCCACUUUGGAUGAGCUGACUGAAGAGCAGAGACAUCUAGUUGAAGCCUUCAUUCAAGCUAGGCCUGCAGUGCAGACAGAACAACAAGCUGAAGUUCUAGAAUUAGAAGUCACUAAAGAAGGACUCGAAGCAAAACCAAAAUCACUUGCUGAUUUACAAGAGGUUCAAAAACACCUCGUGGAAGCCUUCUUAGAAUUCAAACCCGAGGUCAAAGUUAAGCAACAAGACAUCCAACUGCGUGUUGAUACAGCUCAGGGCCUAAUGACAAUUGAACGCACAACUGUUCCAUUUGAGGAAAUCCCAGAAGAACAUGUGGCAACUGUUGAAAUUGAAUCAAGACCUGAAACACUUGUCCAACCAUCUUUGGAAUCAUUCAGAGUUGAGGUUAUUCAAGACAAGGUUUUGACAAAAUCUGUAACUAUUGAUGAAUUGUCAGAGGAACAAAGGCAUUUAGUUGAAGCGUUUAUACAGGUCAGACCUACUGUCAAAAUUGGAGAACAGACAGAGGCUGUUGAACUUGAGGAAACAAAAGAAGGAUUUCAAAUGAGAGCCAAAUCUCCUGAAGAAAUGCAAGAAGUUCAGAAACAACUUGUUCAAUCAUUCUUGGAACUCAAACCAGAGGCACAAGUGCAACAACAGGAGAUUCAAUUACAUGUAGAUACAGCAAAGGGACUUAUGGUUAUUGAGCAAACAACUGUUCCAUUUGAACAGAUAACUCAACAGCUAUCAUCAGUUGAUAUUGAAACUAGACUUGAAUCUCAGGUUCAACCUUCAACAGAAACAUUCAGAGUUGAAGUUAUUGAAGACAAAGUUGUCACAAAAUCUUCCACUUUGGAUGAAUUGACUGAAGAGCAGAGACAUCUAGUUGAAGCCUUUAUUCAAGCUAAGCCUGUAGUACAAACAGAACAACAAGCUGAAGUUCUAGAAUUAGAAGUCACUCAAGAAGGACUUGAAGCAAAACCAAAAUCACUUGCUGAUUUACAAGAGGUUCAAAAACACCUCGUGGAAGCCUUCUUAGAAUUCAAACCCGAGGUCAAAGUUAAGCAACAAGACAUCCAACUGCGUGUUGAUACAGCUCAGGGCCUAAUGACAAUUGAACGCACAACUGUUCCAUUUGAGGAAAUCCCAGAAGAACAUGUGGCUACUGUUGAAAUUGAAACAAGACCUGAAACACUUGUACAACCAUCUUUGGAAUCAUUCAGAGUUGAGGUUAUUCAAGACAAGGUUUUGACAAAAUCUGUAACUAUUGAUGAAUUAUCAGAAGACCAAAGGCAUCUAGUAGAGGCUUUUAUACAGGUGAGACCCACUGUCAAAAUUGGAGAACAGACAGAGGCUGUUGAACUUGAGGAAACAAAAGAAGGAUUCGAAAUGAGAGCCAAAUCUCCUGAAGAAAUGCAAGAAGUUCAGAAACAACUUGUUCAAUCAUUCUUGGAACUCAAACCAGAGGCACAAGUACAACAACAGGAGAUACAAUUACAUGUUGAUUCAGCCAAGGGGCUUAUGGUUAUUGAACAAACAACUGUACCAUUUGAACAAGUACCAGAAUCCCAACUUUCAACUGUACAAAUUGAACAAAUGCCUGAUAUAGAAGCUCCAAAGUUUGUAUCUGUUCUUGAAAAUACAGUUGCAAUUGAGGGGAAAUCUUUACACCUUGAAUGCAAAGUUGAGGGGACUCCUAAACCUGAUAUAACAUGGCUUGUUGAUGAUGAAAAGCUAGAAGACACUUCCAUAUACAAAAUGGUAUUUACUAAAGAUUGUAUGUGUGAGUUAACCAUUCAUGAGGUUUUCCCUGAAGAUGAGGGAGAAUAUUCAUGUAAAGCUGUGAAUGAGUUUGGAGAAGCCAUAACCUCUGCUGAAGUAACUAUUCAGGCAGCUGAUAUGAUAGAACCAACAGAGACUAGAAUUGAGACAGAGAUUCAACCUACAGUUGAAGUACUAAGGGUUGAGGUUAUUGAAGAUAAAGUUCUUACAAAGUCUAUGACUAUUGAUGAACUAACAGAAGAGCAGAGGCACCUUGUUGAGGCAUUUAUUGAAGAAAGACCAACAAUUCAGGCUGUUGAACAAACAGAGAGUUUAGACUUAGAUGUCACUCAAGAAGGUUUAGAAUCGAAGCCAAAGUCUUUGGCCGAGCUACAAGAAACUCAGAAACAUCUAGUAGAAGCCUUUUUGGAGUUCAAACCUGAGGUCAAGGUUAAGCAACAAGACAUCCAAUUGCGUGUUGAUACUGCCCAGGGCCUAAUGACGAUUGAACGCACAACUGUUCCAUUUGAGGAAAUCCCAGAACAACAUGUGGCAACUGUUGAAAUUGAAACAAGACCUGAAACACUUGUCCAACCAUCUUUGGAAUCAUUUAGGGUUGAAGUUAUUCAAGACAAAGUUUUGACAAAAUCUGUUACUAUUGAUGAAUUGUCAGAAGAGCAAAGGCAUCUAGUUGAAGCUUUUAUACAGGUGAGACCCACUGUCAAAAUUGGAGAACAGACAGAGGCUCUGGAACUUGAGGAAACAAAAGAAGGAUUUGAAAUGAGAGCCAAAUCUCCUGAAGAAAUGCAAGAAGUUCAAAAACAACUUGUUGAAUCAUUCUUGGAACUUAAACCCGAGACACAAGUCCAACAGCAGGAGAUUCAAUUACAUGUGGAUACUGCCAAAGGACUUAUGGUUAUUGAACAAACAACUGUUCCAUUUGAACAGAUAACUCAACAGCUAUCAACAGUUGAUAUUGAAACUAGACUUGAAACUCAGGUUCAACCUUCAACUGAAACAUUCAGAGUUGAAGUUAUUGAAGACAAGGUUGUCACAAAAUCUUCCACUUUGGAUGAAUUGACUGAAGAGCAGAGACAUCUGGUUGAAGCCUUCAUUAAAGCUAGGCCUGCAGUACAGACAGAACAACAAGCUGAAGUUCUAGAACUUGAAGUCACUCAAGAAGGACUAGAAGCAAAACCAAAAUCACUCGCUGAUUUGCAAGAGGUUCAAAAACAUCUAGUGGAAGCCUUCUUGGAAUUCAAACCUGAAAUUAAGGUUAAGCAACAAGACAUUCAACUGCGAGUUGAUACUGCUCAGGGUCUUAUGGUUAUUGAGCGUACAACUGUUCCAUUUGAGGAAGUACCAGAACAACAUGUGGCUACUGUUGAAAUUGAAACAAGACCUGAAACACUUGUACAACCAUCUUUGGAAUCAUUUAGGGUUGAAGUUAUUCAAGACAAAGUUUUGACAAAAUCUGUAACUAUUGAUGAAUUGUCAGAAGAGCAAAGGCAUCUAGUAGAAGCUUUUAUACAGGUCAGACCAACAGUUAAAGUUGGAGAACAGACUGAGGCUAUUGAGCUUGAGAUAACAAAAGAAGGAUUUGAAAUGAGAGCCAAAUCUCCUGAAGAAAUGCAGGAAGUUCAGAAACAACUUGUUCAAUCAUUCUUGGAACUCAAACCAGAAGUACAAGUACAACAACAGGAAAUUCAAUUACAUGUGGAUACUGCCCAAGGACUUAUGGUUAUUGAGCAGACAACUAUCCCAUUUGAACAGAUAACUCAACAGCUAUCAACAGUUGAUAUUGAAACUAGACUCGAAACUCAAGUUCAACCUUCAACUGAAACAUUCAGAGUUGAAGUUAUUGAAGACAAGGUUGUCACAAAAUCUUCCACUUUGGAUGAUUUGACUGAAGAGCAGAGACAUCUAGUUGAAGCCUUCAUUCAAGCUAGGCCUGCAGUACAGACAGAACAACAAGCUGAAGUUCUAGAACUUGAAGUCACGCAAGAAGGACUAGAAGCAAAACCAAAAUCACUUGCUGAAUUACAGGAUGUGCAGAAGCAUUUAGUAGAAGCCUUCUUAGAAUUCAAACCUGAGAUAAAGGUUAAACAACAAGAUAUUCAACUGCAUGUUGAUACAGCUCAAGGCCUAAUGACAAUUGAGCGCACAACUGUUCCAUAUGAGGAAGUUAAAGAUCAACAUGUCUCAACCAUUGAAAUUGAAACAAGACCUGAAACACUUGUACAACCAUCUUUGGAAUCUUUCAGAGUUGAGGUUAUUCAAGACAAGGUUUUGACAAAAUCUGUAACUAUUGAUGAAUUAUCAGAAGAGCAAAGGCAUUUAGUUGAAGCUUUUAUACAGGUCAGACCAACAGUUAAAGUUGGAGAACAGACUGAGGCUGUUGAACUCGAGAUAACAAAAGAAGGAUUUGAAAUGAGAGCCAAAUCUCCUGAAGAAAUGCAAGAAGUUCAGAAACAACUUGUUCAAUCAUUCUUGGAACUCAAACCAGAAGUACAAGUACAACAACAGGAGAUUCAAUUACAUGUGGAUACAGCCAAGGGACUUAUGCUCAUUGAGCAGACAACUGUACCAUUUGAACAAGUACCAGAAUCUCAACUUUCAACUGUACAAAUUGAGCAAAUACCCGAUAUAGGAGAAGCACCAAAGUUUGUAUCUGUUCUUGAAAACACAGUUGCAAUUGAAGGAAAAUCAUUGCACCUUGAAUGUAAAGUUGAUGGCACUCCCAAACCUGAUAUAACAUGGCUUGUUGAUGAUGAAAAGCUAGAAAACACUUCCAUAUACAAGAUGGUAUUUACUGAAGAUUGUAUGUGUGAGUUAACCAUUCAUGAGGUUUUCCCUGAAGAUGAGGGAGAAUAUUCAUGUAAAGCUGUGAAUGAGUUUGGAGAAGCCAUAACCUCUGCUGAAGUAACUAUUCAGGCAGCUGAUAUGAUAGAACCAACAGAGACUAGAAUUGAGACAGAGAUUCAACCUACAGUUGAAGUACUAAGGGUUGAGGUUAUUGAAGAUAAAGUUCUUACAAAGUCUAUGACUAUUGAUGAACUAACAGAAGAGCAGAGGCACCUUGUUAAGGCAUUUAUUGAGGAAAGACCAACAAUUCAGGCUGUUGAACAAACAGAGAGUUUAGACUUAGAUGUCACUCAAGAAGGUUUAGAAUCGAAGCCAAAGUCUUUGGCCGAGCUACAAGAAACUCAGAAACAUCUAGUGGAAGCCUUUUUGGAGUUCAAACCUGAGGUGAAAGUUAAGCAACAAGACAUCCAAUUGCGUGUUGAUACAGCUCAAGGCCUAAUGACGAUUGAACGCACAACUGUUCUAUUUGAGGAAGUACCAGAACAACAUGUGGCAACUGUUGAAAUUGAAACAAGACCUGAAACACUUGUCCAACCAUCUUUGGAAUCAUUUAGGGUUGAAGUUAUUCAAGACAAAGUUUUGACAAAAUCUGUAACUAUUGAUGAAUUGCCAGAAGAACAAAGGCAUUUAGUUGAAGCAUUUAUACAGAUGAGACCUACUGUCAAAAUUGGAGAACAAACAGAGGCUCUUGAACUUGAGGAAACAAAAGAAGGAUUUGAAAUGAGAGCCAAAUCUCCUGAAGAAAUUCAAGAAGUUCAAAAACAACUUGUUGAAUCAUUCUUGGAACUUAAACCUGAGACACAAGUCCAACAGCAGGAGAUUCAAUUACAUGUGGAUACUGCCAAAGGACUUAUGGUUAUUGAACAAACAACUGUUCCAUUUGAACAGAUAACUCAACAGCUAUCAACAGUUGAUAUUGAAACUAGACUCGAAACUCAGGUUCAACCUUCAACUGAAACAUUCAGAGUUGAAGUUAUUGAAGACAAGGUUGUCACAAAAUCUUCCACUUUGGAUGAACUGACUGAAGAGCAGAGACAUCUAGUUGAAGCCUUUAUUCAAGUUAGGCCUACAGUACAGACAGAACAACAAGCUGAAGUUUUAGAAUUAGAAGUCUCUCAAGAAGGACUUGAAGCAAAACCAAAAUCACUUGCUGAUUUGCAAGAGGUUCAAAAACAUCUAGUGGAAGCCUUCUUGGAAUUCAAACCUGAAAUUAAGGUUAAACAACAAGACAUUCAACUGCGAGUUGAUACUGCUCAGGGUCUUAUGGUUAUUGAGCGUACCACUGUUCCAUUUGAGGAAGUACCAGAACAACAUGUGGCUACUGUUGAAAUUGAAACAAGACCUGAAACACUUGUACAACCAUCUUUGGAAUCAUUUAGGGUUGAAGUUAUUCAAGACAAAGUUUUGACAAAAUCUGUAACUAUUGAUGAAUUGUCAGAAGAGCAAAGGCAUCUAGUUGAAGCUUUUAUACAGGUCAGACCAACAGUAAAAGUUGGAGAACAGACUGAGGCUGUUGAACUUGAGAUAACAAAAGAAGGAUUUGAGAUGAGAGCCAAAUCUCCUGAAGAAAUGCAGGAAGUUCAGAAACAGCUUGUUCAAUCAUUCUUGGAACUCAAACCAGAAGUACAAGUACAACAACAGGAGAUUCAAUUACAUGUGGAUACUGCCCAGGGACUAAUGGUUAUUGAGCAGACAACUGUACCAUUUGAACAGAUAACUCAACAGCUAUCAACAGUUGAUAUUGAAACCCGACUUGAAACUCAGGUUCAACCCUCAACUGAAACAUUCAGAGUUGAAGUUAUUGAAGACAAGGUUGUCACAAAAUCUUCCACUUUGGAUGAACUAACUGAAGAACAGCGACAUCUGGUUGAGGCUUUUAUUCAAGCUAGACCUACAAUACAGACAGAACAACAAGCUGAAGUUUUAGAACUAGAAGUUACACAAGAAGGAUUAGAACCAAAGGAAAAAUCAAUUGCUGAUCUGCAGGAAGUGCAAAAACAACUUGUUGAAGCUUUCCUGGAAUUCAAACCUGAAGUUAAAGUUAAGGAACAGGAAAUCCAGUUACGUGUUGAUAGUGCCAGUGGAUUGAUGACUAUUGAACGAAACACUCUUCCAUUUGAGGAAAUGCCUGAGCAACAGAUCUCUACAGUUGAGAUUGAAGGUAGACCAGAAUUGCAAAUACAACCAUUGCUAGAAGCAUUUAGAGUUGAGGUCAUACAAGAUAAGGUAGUAACAAAAUCAGUCACCUUAGAUGAACUACCAGAAGAGCAUCGACAUCUUGUCGAGGCUUUUGUUCAAAGUAAACCAGCAAUCCAAGUUGGCCAGCAGGCUGAGCUUGUUGAAGUUGAAGUCACAAAAGAAGGUAUUGAGGCAAAGCCAAGUUCAGUAGUUGACUUACAAGAAGUUCAAAAACAAUUGGUUGAAGCUUUCCUUGAGAUAAAGCCUGAGGUUCAAACUAAACAGCAAGAAAUUCAAUUGCAUGUUGAUACUGCCCAAGGAUUGAUGACAAUAGAGCAAACUAUUCUUUCACCAGAGGAAAUACAAAGGAGAGUGUCUACCGCUGAAAUGGGAGAUCAGCCUGAGGCAAGAGUUUCAACACAAUCUGUUGAAAUGCAAAUUGAUGUAACAGGUGGUGUUAUUGUUAAGGAACCUGAAUCAGCAGAUGUAGGUGAUAUCACUCUUCAGAUCGAUACCGCAUUAUUAGAACAACCCCAGCCAGCUAUGACUGGCAUGCAAUUGGAGACACUAACUACAGAAAUAACUACAGAUGUUACUUCAGAAUCUUCAGUUCAGCCUGAUUUACUAACUGAGGAACAGAAACAUACAACUGAGUUUUCAAUGCAGUUGGGCCCUGAAACAAGAAUUCAGCAACAGGAAAUGAUUCUAAAAUUAGACCUUACUGCUGAUACAUCACAGGAACAAACACUAACCAUUGAAGCUGGUGACAUAACAGCCAAAACAGACACUGUUGCUGUAGAACCAGUAACAGAAGCUAGAAUUGGAGAACAAGAUGUAACUCUAGAGCUCGACUUAACUGGAGACGUCACAUCUGUCAAACAGGAUGUUGUAGAUACAGGAGAGGUAUCUCCGGUAACUGUAGAAGCUGGUGCUGAAUCUCUCAUUGAGACCAGAAUUGACACACAGAGGCAGGAGAUUACUUUGGAAGUCACUGAAGAACAAUCACCAACUGUUACUGAACAAAGCAUUCAGUUGCCAGAGGAUCAAAGAGAUCUUGUGGAAGCUCUUCUUGAAAUAAGACCAACAACAGCUAUAGAAGAGCAGAAGAGUGAAGUCACUGUAGAAGAAAUUCAAAUAGACCUUAAAGACCGAGAAGAGGAGUUUGUUACAUCUGAUGCUAUUGAAGUUCAAACAGAUGCUGCAGCCCAAGCACCAAAGCCAGCAACUCUAGUGGGUAUGCAGAAGGGAGGGGAACAGUUAGAGGAAAUCUCAUCAGAGAUCACAGAGAAGUCUGAGGUGACAGUUUCACCAGAAACUACCCUCUUUGACGUGGAGUUGGCUGCCGAACUGCCCAAGCCAGAGACACUGGCUGAAGUGCAGCAGCAAGAACAGACAAUUGGGGAGAUUUCAGAUGUAAGCACCCUUGAUGAGGGUAGAGUCUCUCCUGAUGAGAUAACAACUGAAUCAAGUGCAGCUACUAUUGAACUUCCUAAACAGUCCCUAGUGGGACAACAACAAGAUGUAAUUAGCAUAGAACAAACCUCUGAAGCAGGUAUAAUUUUGGAUAUUUCCCAAACAGAGUCCAGUGACAUUAUUGUGCAGUUGGAUACAGCUUCUGCAGAGGCAAAGAAAGAGACACAAUCUCAAAUUCUGGAUGUUACCCUCACAACAGAGGGAGCAGAGGAGCUUACUGUUCAACCAGAAACAGAGGUAGCAACCGCUGCCCUUGAAGCUCUUAAAGAUCUGGCUGAAGCCACAACAGAGCAACAGGUUCCACAGACUAAACCAGUAGAUAUGUCACCAACUGGAGAAGCGAUUUCUGAGUUGACUACUGUUGAGUCCACAACAAUGAUGGUUCAAGUAGAACCAGAGGAACCUCUACAGCAAACUGUCAGUGUAUCAUCCACUGAAGUGUUCACAGGUACAAACUGCUUCAAUGAUGCAUCUCAUAUUAUUAGAUGCAAUUAGACACUAAAAUAAGCAAAUUGUGG
Molecule: messenger RNA, 11214 nt
Organism: Owenia fusiformis
Lineage: Eukaryota; Metazoa; Annelida; Polychaeta; Sabellida; Oweniidae
Source: the annotation of a GenBank genome assembly